AUGAGUGUAGAUGAAAUAGCAUUUGGGUUUAUAAAAGUUGCUAAUGAAACUAUGUGUCGACCAAUUCGUAUUUUAACAGAAGCUAAAGGUUAUGAUACAUCAAAUCAUAUUUUAGCAUGUUUCGGUGGUGCUGGAGGACAACACGCAUGUGCAAUAGCUAGAAAUUUGGGCAUUCAAAAGAUCUUAAUUCAUCGAUAUAGUUCAGUUUUAUCAGCUUAUGGGUUAUCAUUAGCUAAUGUUGUUUAUGAAGUGCAAGAACCUUGUGCUGAAAUUUAUUCUGAAGCAUCUUUACCAAAGUUACAAGAAAGGAUUCAAAUUUUAUGUAAUACAUGUACUGCAGAAUUUAAAUCGCAGGGGUUUAAGGAUGAAUCGCAAAUCAAACAUGAAAUUUAUUUAAAUUUACGUUAUCAUGGAACCGAUUUUGCCCUAAUGAUUUUAAAACCAAUAGAUUCUUGGAAUUUUAUAGAUUCUUUUGUUCAACAAUAUCAACAAGAAUUUGGUUUUACAUUUUCUGAUCGAAGCAUUUAUGUAGAUGAUAUCAGAAUUCGUGGAAUAGCAAAAGGAUUUAAAAUUACUCAACAUAGUGUUUUUGACGAAAUCAAACAGAUCAAUCCAAAGUUAGUAGAUCCUUCUCAAAUCAAAGAGAAAACUUUGGUUUAUUUUGAAAAUGGAAGAGUUGAAACUCCGAUAUACCUUUUAGAACAUCUUAAAAUCGGUGAUCAAAUUCCUGGUCCUUCUAUGAUUAUAGAUGUAAAUUCUACAAUUAUUGUAGCUCCCGAAUGUAGUGCAUUAAUUACUUCUUCACAUAUAAUGAUUACUGUUGGAAGUGGUAUUAGAUCAAAGGUUUCAACUAAAUUGGAUCCCAUUCAACUUGCAAUAUUUGGUCAUCGGUUUAUGAGUAUUGCGGAACAAAUGGGAAAUACUUUACAAAAAACUUCUAUUUCUACCAACAUAAAAGAGAGACUGGAUUUUUCUUGCGCCCUUUUUGGAGCUGAUGGCAAUUUAGUUGCAAAUGCACCGCAUAUUCCUGUACAUCUUGGAAGUUUAAGUCAUACAGUAAAAUAUCAAAUAAAUUAUUAUAAUGAUAAAUUGGAAGAAGGAGAUGUUAUUUUAACCAAUCAUCCACAAGCCGGUGGUUCACAUUUACCAGAUAUUACCGUGAUUACACCUGUAUUCAACGAAGGCAAGAUUGUAUUUUUUGUUGCAUCUAGAGGACAUCAUGCGGAUAUCGGUGGAAUUUUACCCGGUUCGAUGCCUCCAAAUUCAAAAGAGUUGUAUCAAGAAGGGGCUGCGAUCAAAUCAUUUAAGCUUGUUUCUAAAGGAAAGUUUGAUUAUGAUGGUUUAGUUGAUAUUCUUGUGAAUCAACCUGCAAAAUAUCCUGGAUGUAGUGGUACUAGAUGUUUACGUGACAAUGUUUCCGAUUUAAAAGCUCAAGUGGCAGCCAAUAAUAAGGGUAUCACACUUGUCAAAGCUCUUAUUAAAGAAUAUGGGUUAGAUGUUGUUUUGGCUUACAUGAUGUACAUCAGAAAAAACGCCGAAUUAUCUGUGAGAGAAUUGUUAAAAGAAGUUAGUCGCCGAAUAGGUUGUACAGUAUUGAAAGCCAUUGAUUAUAUGGAUGAUGGAAGCCCGAUUCAAUUAAAAAUUACAAUAGAUGAGAAGGAGGGAACAGCCGAAUUUGAUUUUGGCGGUACCGGACCAGAGGUUUACGCAAAUUACAACGCUCCACCUUCGGUCACAUAUAGUGCGAUCAUUUAUUGUCUUCGGUCUCUUAUUACAAAUGACAUACCUUUAAACCAAGGAUGCCUUGCCCCAAUUGAUAUCAAGAUUCCAGAGAAUUCGUUUUUAAAUCCUUCCGAUAAAGCUGCCGUCGUUGGUGGCAACGUAUUAACUUCACAACGUCUUGUUGACGUGAUUUUAAAAGCAUUUCAAGCGUGUGCAGCCAGUCAAGGCGAUUGUAAUAACCUUACUUUUGGAAAAGACGGAAAAACUGAGGACGGAACCAAGAUUAUAGAAGGAUGGGGUUAUUAUGAAACGAUUGCGGGAGGUAGUGGGGCUGGACCCACAUGGAAUGGUCAAAGUGGUGUUCAUACGCAUAUGACCAAUACUAGAAUUACAGAUCCGGAAAUACUUGAAAAAAGAUAUGAUCAUUCAAUACUACUUCGAGAAUUUUCACUUCGAAGAGGUUCCGGAGGUGCAGGACUUCAUAAAGGAGGGGAUGGAGUAAUACGAGAUAUAGAGUUUCGAGAACCCCUUCAAGUGUGUAUCCUUUCAGAAAGACGCGUUCACCAUCCUUACGGAUUACAAGGUGGUAAAGAUGGGUCAAAAGGACUUAACUUGUGGAUUCGUCGGAAUGAAAAUGGUAGUGAAGUUCGUACCAUUAAUUUAGGAGGUAAGAAUACCAUUAAAGUAAACGCAGGUGAUCGUAUUGUCAUUUGUACACCUGGCGGUGGAGGAUGGGGCAUCCCAACUUAUGAACAAGUUGAUGAAGUUGACGAAGCUAUUUUGAAAUAUUUGCAAUAG
Funneliformis geosporum is the source of this 2520-nucleotide messenger RNA. Lineage: Eukaryota; Fungi; Glomeromycota; Glomeromycetes; Glomerales; Glomeraceae. The record is from the annotation of a GenBank genome assembly.